AUGGAUUCUUAUGCAGGUGAUCCUUAUGCCUCUAUUUGGCACCUCUGUAAAACCCCUUCCUUCCGACUCCCCCAAUUGCCUCCACUGCCCCACCCCUCCGCCGCCGACCUCCACCGCGUAGAAUACUGUCUCUUUGGCCCUGUUCCUCAACACCUUCUUUCUCUCUAUCUCUGCUUUAACCCAACCCCACCCAAUAGCCCCAAUAACCAACAACAAGGCUGUUCGUCUUCACUUCAAGAUUCGCAAUCGCCCCUCAAUUCCGUGCAAGAUUCUCAACUACCCCUUAGUGAACUUUGCCUUGACAAGAAUGAUCAAGCUACGACUCCUUCCUGUUGCAAAGCGUGUCAUGAAGAAGAUCCACUCCUAUUACAAGGCUAUGUAGACACUUCCAUACUCUGCAUUAAUUUUCAAGAUUCCCUGCCCCCAAUGCCCCGAGAAGAGGAAACGAAUUUGGAGGCUGGAGACCCUUAUGGUGAAAAUUCAAUUUUGUUGGUGGAAGAGCUCAAGGAACUAGCUUUGUGGGAUCAAGAUUCUGUUAUGGAUGAUGAUGAUGUUAGGUACAUGGUUUCUGUCAUGUCCGAAUUUAGGAAACAUGCAUUUGUUUCAGAGGCAACUAUGAAUUCUAGGUAUGAAUUGAUGUCUGAAUUGCUGAAUUCGAAGAAACUGGAAAAAGUUUCUGAGGUAAAAUCAGAUAAAUACUUUACUCGAAGUAUGUUGACUAAUGCCAAUGCCUCUACGGAUAGAUUUACUGAUUUGGAUGAUAAUAAUUCGACUACGAAAAAGAAGUCUAAUGAGAAACGAAAAGAAUCCCAAGUGGAAUCUGAGGCUAAUUUGGUUUCGAAAUUGACUGAUGAAAGUGCCAAUCAUGAAAUCAUUGAUAUAAUAGAGGAUAUGAUUUCACCCCAGGAAAGAACAAGUGCCAAACCUGAGGUUAAUCCACUGGGGAAUCAGAAUAAGAAAACAGUUGGUUGCUUUAGUCAUUGUCACUCAAGUUUUGAGCGCUCCAAAUCCAUAUCUAAGGCAAGGAAGAGAUUGCUAGUGGAUUCAGAUGAGCCUUUGUUGAAAAAACCAAAACAUUCCUUAUGUGCUGAUUGUAGAAUAAGCGUGCUGUAG
Fraxinus pennsylvanica is the source of this 1113-nucleotide messenger RNA. The record is from the annotation of a GenBank genome assembly. NCBI's taxonomy places the organism in Eukaryota, Viridiplantae, Streptophyta, Magnoliopsida, Lamiales, Oleaceae.